This is a messenger RNA of Polyodon spathula (Mississippi paddlefish), 2181 nucleotides long. Its product is annotated as gap junction beta-1 protein-like. The transcript has 2 exons. The record is from RefSeq and is a predicted model, not a curated record. Bases 174 to 992 code for a protein of 272 amino acids. Lineage: Eukaryota; Metazoa; Chordata; Actinopteri; Acipenseriformes; Polyodontidae. Gene Ontology annotation, cellular component: connexin complex. Gene Ontology annotation, biological process: cell communication.
GGUGUGAGGCAGUAACCUUUCAUCUCUGUACUGUAGGUCUGGGGUCGAAUCUAGCUUAGAUCACAGUUGGAAAGGAGUUUGGUGGUUUCAACUUAGUCUCCUCCUCAGUGGGCAGAAACACACAGUGUCUGCUUGGGGAAGCCCAGGACUUAACAGUAGACCUGGAACCAAAAAUGAAUUGGGCGUCUUUUUAUGCCGUAAUCAGCGGUGUAAACAGGAACUCCACUGGAAUCGGUCGCAUCUGGCUGUCCGUCCUCUUCAUCUUUCGAAUCAUGGUCCUGGUGGUCGCCGCAGAGAGUGUCUGGGGCGACGAGAAGUCAAGCUUCAUCUGCAACACGCAGCAGCCUGGUUGCAACAGUGUCUGCUACGACCAGUUUUUCCCCAUUUCCCACAUCCGCCUGUGGGCACUGCAGCUCAUCCUGGUGUCCACGCCAGCCCUCCUCGUGGCCAUGCACGUGGCUCACCGCCGGCACGUCGAGAAGAAGAUCCUAAAGCUGUCUGGCCACAGUAGCGACAAAGACCUGGCGCAGGUCAAGAUGCAGAGGAUGAAGAUCACAGGGGCCCUGUGGUGGACCUACAUGAUUAGCGUGAUUUUCCGGAUCCUCUUCGAAGCCGCGUUCAUGUACAUCUUCUACCUGAUCUACCCGGGCUACAAGAUGAUUCGGUUAGUCAAGUGCGACGCCUUCCCCUGCCCCAACACCGUGGACUGCUUUGUGUCCAGACCCACGGAGAAAACCAUCUUCACCAUCUUCAUGCUGGUGGUGUCUGGGGUCUGUAUCCUCCUCAACAUCGCAGAGGUUGUCUACUUGAUCACCAAGUCCUGUUUCAAGAGCUUGCCAGACCCGGAUUCUGGCUCCAAAGGUACUUUUUAUGGGCACAGGUUCUCCUCGUACAAACAGAAUGAGAUCAAUCAGCUGAUCUUAGACUCAAAAAUCAACGGGACGAAGAGAAAUCCCGAUUCUGAUAAGGAGGACAGGUGCUCGGCCUGUUAGAUGUCUUAAUCUAACCUCUGUGACCCAACCCAUUCAACUAAUCAAGCUUAACCAGUGUUUGAAGCAGGUUGGAGCUCAUUGUUUCUUCGAGCACUGAGACAGAGUUUAAUCUUUUACAAGUGUGGGGAUACUUCACAGCAUUUACAAAGCUGUAGAUUAUCAUUUAUAAUUUAUUUUGUAAAAACACAUGAUAACAUAACCCCUUAACCUUCAACCAUUCUUGACGCAGUUCUCUGUCCACAGGUAAGCCACCUCAAUAAAGCAUCAUCACGCCAUCCAUCUGCAAAGACCACAAAUACCUGUGUUUGUACUGAUCAGUGAGGGAGCGAACUGCUUACAGUGUUUAAAUGGACCAGUGUGAAGUAUCUCAAUUCCUCAAGCCGAGGUAACACACUGGAGGUUCUGCAAACACACCAUUCUAGAGGUUAAGGGGUGCAACUGUGUUUGAUUUUUAAGAGACAUAUUUCACACGCCACUUGAAAUUACAGAAUCGUGUGUAAUGCCAAAUACUUUGAAAGUGCCACGCGGCCUGUAUAUGACUAGAUGAAAUGUCCAUGAUUCAGUUGGUCUUUGAGAUGGUAUCAAUUUCGCGCCACUGAAACACAACUAACUUUUUUUUUUUUUUUUGGUCUCAGCUCGGAAGUGUGCCAGUAAUUGACAUCACCUGCUUUUCAAUGUCUAAAGUUAAGAACUUCUCUUUCAAUUCCCCCCCCCCUCUCUCUCUCUCUCUCUCUCUCUCACAGAGAUGUGGUAAGAGGCCACGAGCAAUACAUUAACCUUUUAGAUACAGUUUUCACUGAAAAAGUGUUUUUUUUUUUUUUUUUUUUUUUUUUUAUGUAAAUGAAAGCUGACAUGACUCUCCUCUGCCACAGUGGUCACAUUUCAAGCAUGUGUGUACUGCAGUGCUGCCAGUAUACACACAUGCAACGGGGACAACAUGACCAUCCUGCCACAGAAAGUGUGAUACUGCCACUGUCACGUCUGUAACUGCCACAUCUUUAUUCUAAAUGUUCCAUUGUUUACAUGUUGAGUGUAACUGUCACUACACUUCUAAAUGCAUUUAGAAAAGGGAAAUGCGUUGAAUACUGCCUCCAGUGGCACAUUGGGUCAUUGUUACACUUGAAAACUAACUUUACAAAGAUCAAUUUGUAUUGAGAUGAGUUUAAAUAAAGAAAAAAAAACUGUAAAA